AUGGCAUACUCAGGGCCGGACGAGCCCGCGGGUGGCUACCUCGACGACUCGACCAGCCAGAUCGAACUGCUUCUCGGUAGCGAGGAUGACGGCAGAGCGUUCGCUCGCAUAAAGGAACACGGGAGACGGCGAGCCUGGACUGUCCAGCGCUGCUACCGCUGCCUAGAGAACCUUCUUCGCGACCUGCUACUCCACCAGCGACGGCGGUUUCGCUGCAGGGCCUCCUCGCCAGCUCACACACUCUGGCUGCUGCUCAAGAUUCUCAUCUUCUUGGUAGGCGGAUUCGUCCUCGUCUCUGUGGUGCAGGCCAUACUUCACCCUUCCUACCAGCGGCCCCCUGAACACUACGCACAGCUGCAGAGAAGGAUCCUCGCUUCGUCAGGGCACGGCCGCGCAAAUCAGAAGGACGAAAAGAUAUUUAUCGCUGCAAAUAUCAUCAGGGAAGACUUGAUACGCGGGGCCUGGGGUGCGUCGCUGCUGGAACUCGUCGACUUGCUGGGGGAGGACAAUGUGUUUGUCAGUGUAUACGAAAAUGACAGCGGGAAGGCAACUAGCGAGGCGCUUAUAGAGCUCCAGGAUAAACUUCCAUGUAACUCGUCGGUUGUUGCCGGAGACCAUCUUCGCCUGUCUGAACUGCCCACGACCACGGCGCCUGGCGGCAAGCAACGUAUCAAACGGAUAGCGUACCUGGCAGAAGUUCGAAAUCGAGCGCUUAGGCCUCUUGAUGCGACCUACACCCCUACCUCAGCCGGGUCGGAGAAAGGCUUCCGUCAUGCCACGGAGAAAUUCGACCGCGUGCUGUUCCUGAACGAUGUAUACUUUUCAGCUACAGAUGUUGUGCAGCUGUUAUUCUCUACGAACGCCGAAAAGACUGGCCAUGCGGACUACCGCGCCGCCUGUGCAAUUGACUUUACCGCCAAUGUAAUGUUUUAUGACACCUUUGUCGUAAGAGACAAUGAGGGCUAUGGCAUGGGUCUUAUGUUUUUUCCGUGGUUUCCGGUGGUAGGAAAGAGUGAAAGCCGACAGGAUGUCCUUGCUGAGAAAGACGCAGUUCGAGUCCGAAGUUGCUGGGGUGGAAUGGCUUCCUUCGACGCCCAGAUCUUUCAGAAAUUUUCUGGAAACCAUUCAGAGCUCGCACUCACCUUUCGCCACGAACCAGAGCCAUUUUGGGAGGCAGCUGAAUGUUGCCUUAUCUUCGCAGACAUGGAGUCUACCUCCCUCGAAUCAAACGGUGCCGGAGUCUACAUCAAUCCUUACAUCCGGGUUGCAUAUACAGAGAACACCUGGGUAUGGCUGGAUUUCUUCCGCAGAUAUGAACGAAUAUUUGCCAACCUGCAAUGGAUUGUGAGUAAAAUUGGCUACCCUGAAUAUAACCCUCGCCGACUACACAAUCCUGGUCAAAUGGUCAAGGAGAAAGUAUGGGUUCAGGGCGACGACGAGAACCAACUCGGCUCGUUUCAAAUGCUGGAACGAAAGGCAGCAGUGGGGGGUUUUUGCGGCCAAAGACGAAUGUUUGUCAUGAAAGAUGACAUCAACGACGCCAACAAGAAAGGAGAAAAGAACUGGGAGAAGAUACCCGUGCCGACUUAUUAG
This is a messenger RNA of Trichophyton rubrum CBS 118892, 1593 nucleotides long. RefSeq lists its product as uncharacterized. NCBI's taxonomy places the organism in Eukaryota, Fungi, Ascomycota, Eurotiomycetes, Onygenales, Arthrodermataceae. The coding region runs from base 1 to 1593 and encodes 530 amino acids. The record is from RefSeq and is a predicted model, not a curated record. The transcript has 2 exons.